Messenger RNA from Polyodon spathula (Mississippi paddlefish), 2270 nucleotides. RefSeq names its product tetraspanin-13-like. The record is from RefSeq and is a predicted model, not a curated record. Gene Ontology annotation, cellular component: membrane. Lineage: Eukaryota; Metazoa; Chordata; Actinopteri; Acipenseriformes; Polyodontidae. The transcript is spliced from 6 exons. The coding region runs from base 602 to 1150 and encodes 182 amino acids.
GCGUUGUCCUUGUUGAUAGAACUUUGGACUAAUUAUUUUCAGCACUUUCUUAAUGAGUAUAAGAAUGAGGGAAUAUUUGCAGGUGACUAAUCCGAUCUCUUAUUUUUAUUUUUUAUUAAACAUUUCUUAAUAUUAUCACAGCUUGGAGCAUGACAUUAAGUUAUUUGAGAGGUCAGACUAAAUGUUCAGUGCUUGAAAAACUGGCUUGCAUGGAAUGCAUUCUCUGAGGUUUGAAAGAGGUAUUUUAGUGGUAAAACAAGAUCACUCUAGAGAAGUUAUGAGCGCAGUUAUAAAAUUAUUUUCCGCGUAUUAGCUAUCAAUGUCACUGGUCCCCUUAGUACGCUAAAUAGUUGUGUUCUCUGAUUUGCUUGCUGUCAUUUGGGAUAUUAACACCUUUACAAGCACAACUGUGUAGGUUUAGAGCAUUUACACUUCAUUCCUCCUCUUAUGUAAAAUUCCACGAUCUGCUCAAGUAGCCUCACUUGUGGAAUGUGAGUCAGUCUGACAUACGGAAACAAUACUUUUCUAAAGUUAAAACAAGUGAAGAAACAUCUUCCACACAAAGGGGGCCAGUGGUAAUAUUGUGAAAUACUAAUACAAGAUGGUCAGUUUGCUGAUGAUUGGGAUUGCUGCUUGGGGGAAGUGGUUUGGUCUUGUUUCCAGUUUCCAGGCUGUGGGCGGAGUUAUAGGAGUCGGGAUAUUCCUGUUCCUUGUGGCAGUUGUCGGAUUGAUUGGUGCCAUGAAGCAUCACCAGGUGUUGCUGUUUUUUUACAUGAUCAUACUCUUCAUGGUGUUUGUUGUCCAGUUUUCAGUUUCCUGUGCUUGCCUUGCGCUAAAUCAAGAACAACAGAAUCUCCUACUUGAGGUAGGGUGGAACACUUCUGAAACCACACAAAGGGAUGUUGAGAACAGUCUAGAUUGCUGUGGGUUUUACAGUGUUAAUUACAAGAAGACUUGCAGUGCUCCUUGCUUCAGCAACCUUUCCUGCACAUCAUGUGCAUUGAAAAUACAAGCGCAUACAGGAGAGGUUCUGAGAUUUGUUGGAGGAAUUGGGCUAUUCUUUAGCUUCUCUGAAAUUUUGGGAGUGUGGCUAACAUACCGGUACAGGAACCAAAAGGAUCCCCGUGCAAAUCCAAGCGCCUUUCUGUGAUUUGAAAUCAUAAACUGUGCUAAAAAUGUUGCACUAAGUCAUCUGAUUGCAGACUUUUUCUGUGUGUAAAAUACAUUUACUUAAUUGUUAGAUGGUACCAGUUUUCAGGGGUUGGGUUAUCAUUAAAUAACUUUGUGCAGAGCUGAGACUUGAAAGCUUGGUUUGAUAUACAAUAGCACUCCUGUGAACACAAAGCAUUCUAAUGUGUGCUUGUAGUCUGAUCUGCUCUCAGAAUUGUAAUUCUCAAUAAGGUUCUUGUGUGAUUUGAACAGUGCACUUUUUAACACUUUUGUAAGUGGAUGUUAUUAAGUUGAAAUACCACACCAAUCAAAUUUGUAUUUUACUGACAAUAUAAAGUUAAUUUACAAAUACUUCAACUGGUAUCAACGUCUAAGAUAGGAAUAUGUUAUAUACCUUCUGUUACUUAAGAGGACAAGUGGCUAAGCACAGUACUUGUUUAUCUGUUUUAUCUAAGGCCAGAUCAAUUUUUUUUUUCAGUUUGAUUUCUUUAUAAAUGAAAAAUGUUCGCUUUAAAUGAUUGUCAAUAUUGCAAGUUAAGAUAUGCAUUACAUUGUAAACAUACAACAUGUUUUGUAUCUGCAAUAAUAAAUGCAAAAUUAAAUGCAUAAAUGUAUAUUACAGAGAAACCUUUUUAGAAGCAAGUCCACGUAAGAAAGACAAACAUUUUAUCUGCAUCUCAUAACUAUAGCUUUGUAAUAAUAAGUAACUUACAGUAUAUUAAACCCCAUACAUAUUAGUUUUAUGAAACUAUAGACACUGGAUUAUUUAAAAUAAAGAAACCUAAACAAUUACUACAGCAUGAGUGCAAGAAAAUUGGUUGUAUGCUGAGAAUAUAUUGUUGAAAUUUUUAGUUUUUCUAUUACUGUAGAAAUGAAAGCAUAUGGAUAAAAUAAUAAAUGCCUGAUUAAGAUUUAAAUGAUACUGCAUUUAAUUAAGAGAUUGUUUCAUAUAGUUAGAGCUGUAAUUUGCAUAAUAAAUCCUAGCUAUAGAUUUGUUUUUGAUGUGAAGGUAAAAUCUUAAGAGUAGUGCUACAAUGUUCUAUGGUUUAUCUUUAUUCUCCUAACUGCUGAAUAAAGUAAUGGCCUUCCUUCCCUGCUCA